Messenger RNA from Episyrphus balteatus (marmalade hoverfly), 1652 nucleotides. RefSeq names its product protein NASP homolog (gene Nasp). Bases 279 to 1535 code for a protein of 418 amino acids. The record is from RefSeq and is a predicted model, not a curated record. Gene Ontology annotation, molecular function: histone binding. The transcript has 6 exons. Gene Ontology annotation, biological process: DNA replication-dependent chromatin assembly; CENP-A containing chromatin assembly. NCBI's taxonomy places the organism in Eukaryota, Metazoa, Arthropoda, Insecta, Diptera, Syrphidae. Gene Ontology annotation, cellular component: nucleoplasm.
CAAAUACCUUUGAAGCAAACAGUCUAGUGUCUAGAUAAAAAAAGCGCCAUUCAGCUGUCUUAUGUGCUUUUCCGAAUAUUAAUUUUUAUCGUGCUCAAAGUAAAAUAAAUAUUGUUAGUUAAAAAGUUAUUGUCGAAACGAUAUAAAUAGUUACUAAGCUGUUUUUAAACGAAAAUAAGCAGUAUUAGUAAAAACAGUAGUGUUUUACUCCAACAAGGAUAUAAGGCAGACAUUACAAUCAUUAGAACGAGGAAUAAGAGGAACAAACAACAAUUAAAAUGACUGAAGAAGUAAAACUCUCUCGAGACGAGCUUAUUCUCAAGGCAAAAGAACUCUACAGCAAAGGCUCCAGAAACUAUCUUCUUAAAUGCUACAGUGAAUCAGCUGAUGAACUGAGUGAGGUGUGUGCACUUUACGAAGAAAUCUAUGGCGAACUUUCAGAUGAGCUUGGAAUGCCGUAUUUGUUAUAUGCCAAAUCCUUAAUAGCCCUUGCUUUAGAGGAAAAUAAAGUCAUCGAUGUUCCCGAUGAGGAAGAUGAAGAAGAUGAUGAGGAUGAAAUUGAUGAAGAUACCACGGAAAACAAUGAAGUUUCCGCAGAUAAAAAUGAAAACUCAAAUAAAAAAAAUACAGAGUCAGAUGAAACAAAAGAACCAGAUUCUACAGAAAAUAAAAUAGAACAAAAACCAGACUCUACAAUUGAAUCCACAAAGGAAAAGAAGUUGGUAGAAAAUGAUGUUGCAACAUCUUCCACUAAAACAGUAGGUGACGUCGAAUCGAAUGGGGCAGAACCAGCUGAUGGAAUAAUUAAACCAAGCACUUCAAAUGGCAAAACAGAUACAGUAGAAGAAGAAGAAGAAAAUGAAGCAGCAUCUAGCCUUCAAUUAGCUUGGGAAAUUCUUGAGCUUGCUGCUAAAAUAUUCACUCGGCAAGGUUUAAAUGGUCUUCCUAACUUGGCUGAAGUUCAAACAGAGUUGGCAAACAUUGAAUUUGAAAAUAAUAUUCUUGAUUCCGCUCGUGAGGAUUAUGAAAAAGCUCUUAAGAUUUACAAGAAUCUUACAGACAAAUAUCGAAGAGCUAUGGCUGAGAUCCAUUAUAAAAUUGGUCUUACCUAUCUCAUGCAACAAAUGAAUCAAGAAGGUGCUGAAAGCCUUAAAAACGCAUGCGCACUCAUCGAAGAUGAAAUCAAUGAACUGAAAGCUAAAGAGGAUCUUGUUGAUAAAAAUACUGAAAUAAUUAAAGACAUGGAGGAGACUAAGCAGGAGAUCUGGGCAAAAAUAGCUGAAAUCGAAGAAACUAGACAGCAGAACAUUGCCGAAGUACGUGCCGCUUUAGAUAGCUACAUAGGACCUUCUAAGGGAAAACCAACAGAUUCAGCUGGCCCAUCCUCCUCUGGAGCCAGUUCAUCCGUUACAACAUCAUCCUCUAAGCCUAAAGAUAUAACACAUUUAAUUAAACGAAAGAAACCAGAUACGGAUCCUCCAAACUCAGAAUCCGAAGCAGUAGCCGCAUCACCCGCUAAGCGAGCAGCUGUUUAAGUGAUUAUUUUCAAUCAUGCUUAAAAUAACUCAUUCCAUAUUGAUAUCAUAAAUAAUGGAAGUUUACUUAAUAAAGAUAAAAUUAGUCGAUAUGACUUUUAUGUUUUUACUAUCAAA